UCCUUUCGUUCCUUUCCAGUUUGCCAGCUGUUUUUGUUGUUGUGGUGGGCUGGAGUGCAAUGUUUAUUUUGAAUCGAGAUCAAAAUGUUUCUUGCGCUUAAAAAAUCGCGGCUGUGUAAAAAUUGCAGCAUUCUGUGUAAACCUUCGACUUUCAGCACCAAUAGUGUGGUUAGGAACCGUGGAUUAACAAGUCACAGAAGUGGAAAUGUGCGAUCUAUUUAUACCGGUGUUCCGCAGUUGUCGCACAGCCCAGAACGAAGGAACGAAGAUUUUCAGCAAUACGGUUUGACUUUCGAUUCAAUUAGCAGCAAACCGCCGAAAGAUGCCAGGGUGGUCAUUUGCGGAGGCGGAAUCAUGGGGGCUGCCGUUGCAUACCAGCUAGCUCAGCGAGGAUGGGGCCAACACACGGUGCUGAUUGAGAAGGGAAGGAUUGGCGAGGGGAAUCCUUGGCACUUUAGCGGUCUGCUGGGAGAGCUGAAACCGACAUAUUCACAAGUUUUACUCGCUCAAACUUCGCUGGAGCUUAUCAAGGAAUUCGAUCGGAAAGGUCUUCCAACGGGAUGGAAGCAAACGGGUUCGCUAAACCUUGCAAGGACCCGAGACCGAAUGACGAUGUUCAGGAGAAUGAAAUCGCAGAGCGUUGCUUGGAAUGUGGAAUGCGAGCUUGUGUCGCCUGAACGCUGCAAAGAGCUUUGUCCAAUCAUCGAAACGGAUGAUCUGAUAGGGGGAUUGUGGAUUCCCAACGAUGGUAUCGGGAACCCGAAUGCUUUCGGACAAAGUUUAGUCAAGGAAUCACUGGAGAAAGGCGUAACUGUCGUGGAGAAUUGUUCCGUCGUAAAAAUUAAUCAACACAACGGUAGAGUCAAAUCGGUGGAUACCACAAACGGAUCGGUAGAGUGCGUAUAUUUUGUCAAUUGUGCUGGAUUCUGGGCACGUCAAGUAGGUCAAUUAUCCGAGCCUUAUGUGAAAGUGCCCCUGCAUGCGGCCGAGCAUUACUAUCUACAUACGAAACCCAUUUAUGAACUUGAGUCCAGCAUACCGGUAGUUAGAGAUCUUGAUGGGCACAUUUAUUUCCGCGAAAACAAUGGGUGCUUGUUGGCGGGUGGAUUCGAAACGAAAGCCAAACCUGCCUACGAGGAUGGUGAUAUCCCGGCAUCGAUUGCGGAACGAAAACUUCCUGCCGAUUGGGACCAUUUCCAUCCCCUGUUGGAGGAGUUACUCCACAGAAUUCCAUCGCUCAAAGAAGCCACCCUGGAAAGGCUUUCCAAUUGCCCGGAAGCAUUUUCACCCGACUGCAAAUGGAUUAUCGGCGAGGCCCCAGAAAUACAAAACUAUUUGGUGGCUGCUGGAAUGAAGACUGUUGGUAUGUCUGCUGCUGCAGGUGUUGGUCGAGCCAUAGCCGACAUUAUCACACAAGGUUAUUCAUCGGUGGAUCUCCACGAGUUGGAUAUUUCACGCUUCCUGGGACUGCACAAUAAUCGGAAGUUCCUCCGGGAUCGAGUGCGGGAAGUGCCUGGCCUUCAUUACGACAUGAACUACCCAUUCUACGAAUUCCGCACGGGACGAAACCUUCGGAUGUCUCCGAUCUUCCCGGCUCUCAAAGAAGCCGGUGCCGUUUUCAGUCAAGUUAUGGGCUACGAAAGACCGGCAUGGUUCGAUAAGAAGCACUCGCUGGAUGAGAAGGGUGUUCCCAAGUUCAAGAUCGCCACCACCGAUGGAUUUGGGAAGCCUCAUUGGUUCGACCACGUGCAACGCGAAUACGAAAACUGUCGGGAGAGAAUUGGACUGAGUGAUUAUAGUACGUUCACCAAGAUCGAUCUGUGGUCUAAGGGGCGAGAGGUGGUGGAUCUGCUGCAGUAUUUGUGCUCCAAUGAUGUGGAUCAACCGGUGGGCUCGAUUGUUCACACUGGAAUGCAUAAUCGUCACGGAGGGUACGAGAACGAUUGCUCGUUGGCAAGGUUGUCGGAAAACCAUUACAUGAUGAUUGCUCCAACGGUUCAGCAGGCCAGAUGCAAGGCGUGGAUCGAUCGUCAUUUGACUCCUGGUGGACGGGUUAGCGUCUCUGAUGUUACAUCUAUGUUCACAGCCAUUUGUAUUAUGGGACCGUUUACGCGAAUUCUGCUGUCAGAACUCACCGAUACUGAUCUGUCACCAAAGAGCUUCCCGUUCUUUACUUGCAAAGAACUGGAUGUCGGGCUUGCGAAUGGAAUUCGAGCCUUGAAUCUAACUCACACGGGCGAAUUGGGGUAUGUGUUGUACAUCCCGAACGAAUUUGCCUUGCACGUUUACACAAAACUGAUGGAAGCCGGACAGAAAUACGGAAUCAAGCACUGUGGAUAUUAUGCGAUGCGAACGCUGCGAGUGGAAAAGUUCUUUGCAUUCUGGGGUCAAGAUUUGGAUACCUUUACCACACCUUUGGAAUGUGGACGAAUGUGGCGUGUUAAGUUUGAUAAAGGGGUAGAUUUUAUUGGAAGAGAUGCUCUGCUAAAGCAACGAGAGAAGGGCGUCGAAAGGAUGUAUAUACAGUUGUUAAUCAACGACCACGAUCCGGAUAUAGAUCUUUGGUGCUGGGGAGGUGAACCAAUCUAUAGAAAUGGAGUAUACUGCGGACAAACCACAACUACAGCUUAUGGUUUCACGUUUAAAAAACAGAUUUGCCUUGGGUUUGUGAAGAACCUGGAUUUCAAGGGCAAACCACUUCCGGUGACGAAUGAUUUUGUCUUGAACGGGGAUUAUGAGGUCGAAAUAGCAGGCAUUCGAUAUCCAGCCAAGGCGAACUUACAUUCACCCAAUCUGCCCACCAAGUAUCCUGAUCAGGAACGUGAGGCGUACAAAGCGACUCGAGACAAAUCUGACGACUCCAAUCUUCUGGCUUAUAACAAGUGGUAAAAAGAAAACUGCACAAAUCAUACACUCAAGCCAUGGGUGUGUAAGAGUGACAAUAUUCAAUUUUAGAACGGAAAACGAUGAAGGCCAUUGAAGCAGCGACACGUAAAAACAGUCCCUGUAUAUAUUUUUGAUUUUUUUCUAUUGAGCACUGAUCAAUAAAGUUUGUCUUCCUGUUUUUAACAUUACUUGAUAUUAUUUUAUAAAAUUGUAUUUAUAGUUUAGGGAGAUGUAUAUUAAACCUAUGACUUAUUCUCGAAUAAAAAACAUUUGAGCAAAA
Molecule: messenger RNA, 3166 nt
Organism: Aedes aegypti (yellow fever mosquito)
Lineage: Eukaryota; Metazoa; Arthropoda; Insecta; Diptera; Culicidae
Product: pyruvate dehydrogenase phosphatase regulatory subunit, mitochondrial
Exons: 8
Coding region: 85-2889 (934 amino acids)
Cellular component (GO): mitochondrion; cytoplasm; mitochondrial matrix
Molecular function (GO): oxidoreductase activity; protein binding
Source: RefSeq, a predicted model, not a curated record